Molecule: messenger RNA, 1968 nt
Organism: Plutella xylostella (diamondback moth)
Lineage: Eukaryota; Metazoa; Arthropoda; Insecta; Lepidoptera; Plutellidae
Product: trypsin CFT-1
Biological process (GO): proteolysis
Molecular function (GO): serine-type endopeptidase activity
Source: RefSeq, a predicted model, not a curated record
GUACCCUAUAGAGACCAAAGAAAUAGCUAUUCUUCUACUUUUUAAAUAGAGUUUGAAUAAGUAUAUACCUAUAAUAUGUAUACAUAGAAAUAAAAAUUGAUAAGGUUACAUUUUUUAUCUUUAAAAACUGAAGAGGCUAAGUAUAAAGUACCACAUAGAUCAAGAUAUCUACCCAGUUUUACUAUACCAUACUUAGCUACCCUAAGUAAUAAAGCUUACCAUAGUAAAAUACCACAGUCAUAAUUAGUAACUUCAUACUGAAACCCAUCACUUUCCUGUUUAUUUCCAGUCUAAAAGUAAGUAAAAAUUGCGAUGGCCAAGCCAUGGCCAUCACAAUUUUAUUGAUCAUAGUUUUUAAAGUGCAGGCGGUUUCAAUAGUGGUAAAAUAUACCACUAUUGCAACUCCUUGUACUUUUAUAUCCGUCCUCAUUGCAUCACUGUAGACAAGUUAAAAAGCUACAAUAAAUAAAAUUGUGAUGGCCAUGGCUUGGCCAUCGCAAUUUUUACUUACUUUUGAGACUGAAAAUAAACAGGAAAGUGAUGGUUUUCAGUAUGAAGUUACUAAUUAUGACUGUGCUAUUUUACCAUGGGAGCUGUGAGGACACGGUGACUGUGAGGGAGCCCCCCGCACCCCCGGCGCCCCCCACCAACAGGAUCGUCGGGGGACGACCCACCACCAUCGAUACAUACCCUUACAUGGCGUAUUUAGUCUCACAUUAUACGAAUUUCCGGAAAUUUCUGAGGGACCAAGCAGACCAUCUGGAGUCGCUUGACCCUGGCCAGCCUAAUGGACCCAGUGACGCCCAUAUGAACUCCGCGAGGAAGGCUUCAAGGAUCAGACAGAAAUGGUUCAAGAACUGUGGGGGCGUGAUACUCACUCAGCACCACGUGCUCACCGCUGCGCACUGCUUAUUCCAAAAAAUCAAAGACACUACAGCUGUUACUGGCACUACCAUCUUGAGGGCAUCUAAAGUUGUCAUUCGCGUCGGAUCCACCUACAGUGAGCGCGGAGGCUCAAAGCAUGCGACGUCCAAGACUGUGGUCCACGAGGACUACAAAUAUUUGAAGAGUUACGACAACGACGUGGCAGUGUUGGUGCUGUCGACCAGUGUGAGCAACUACAAGAGCAGCUCGGUGCAGCCAGCCGCCAUCCCCCCGGGGGGGUAUGUGGUCCCGGACAACGCGUCUGUGGUAGCUGUCGGGUGGGGACAGACUGAUAUGAACUGCAUCGAAUCAACUCCCCUCGGCCUGCGGCACGUGGGGCUGCGCACGGUGGACCGAGACACCUGCGCCGCGCGGUGGAGGCAGGAGGUCCCAGAACUCCCAGACUCCAUGCUCUGCGCGGGGCUGCUUGGUGUUGGAGGAGUCGGCAUCUGUAUAGGUGACUCCGGUGGUCCCCUGGUGUACAACGGGGUGGUGGUGGGGGUGACCUCGUUUCUUAAGACAUGCGACGAUUCCUUCUACCCUCAAGUAUUCAUGCGCGUCUCUAGCUACACUGACUGGAUCAUCACCACUAUUAGUCAAAACCAGGUUGUGGUUGUGCACAAGAACAGUCACAACACCGCUGUGGCAGCUGGCGUCACCAGGUUGAUGCUACUAGCUUUCGCAACGUCAAUUUGGAUAAUGUUUUCCAAAAUCUCAUUUUUUUUUUUAGUAAGUACCUAACCGAUCAUAGUUUUAGUGUCUAAAUUUAAUCAGUUUCAUUAACAUAUUUUGUAUUAAUGUAGGUAUUUUGAGAAAGUGGCUUUUUAGGUCCUUACAUAAGUUUUGCAUUUCCGUUUAUAAUGGUUUUUGUCUUAUUAUACAAAUAGGAUGUUGCCGGAGUGGUAUAUGUAGAUUAUGUAGUUACCUGAAAAGGGGUGACUCAGACUCAUUCCGUGCAACUUUUGUUAGAUAGUUUAACUUGAUGAUGUUGAUGACUUCGAAAUAUUGUCUUUUAUUGAAAUUAAAUGUAUUUUUAACAACUUA